This is a messenger RNA of Tarenaya hassleriana, 632 nucleotides long. RefSeq names its product protein KNATM-like. The coding region runs from base 16 to 411 and encodes 131 amino acids. The record is from RefSeq and is a predicted model, not a curated record. Gene Ontology annotation, cellular component: nucleus. The transcript is spliced from 3 exons. NCBI's taxonomy places the organism in Eukaryota, Viridiplantae, Streptophyta, Magnoliopsida, Brassicales, Cleomaceae. Gene Ontology annotation, molecular function: DNA binding.
UGAGACAAGAAACACAUGGAGGAGAAGGGAGAUGAGAGAAACUCUAUGAAAAGUGUGAAGAAAGAACUUCAGAAUGCAAAAGAAGAAGAAGAAGAAGUGGAAGUCCUUAAGAAGAGAAUCUCAAGCCAUCCUUUGUAUGGGCUUCUCCUCGAGGAACAUCUCAACUGUUUAAAGGUUUGCUCAGGCGACGACCCACCAGAGAUAGAAACAGAAGAAGCAAUAACGCUCCUUGACAAAGCCACUCCCCGCCCAGAUUCAUCCCCUCACCUCGAUCUUUUCAUGGAAGCUUAUUGUGCGGCUCUACGGGAGCUGAAGGAAGCGAUGGAGAAGCCUCUCCAAGAAACGGACCGUUUCGUUGGAUCCAUGUACUCUCAGCUAAACGACAUCGUUCGAUCUUCCCCCCACCCGUAAAAACCCACACAGACACAACCCGUGGAAACUAUACGCAUCUGCCCCUCCGUUUCCGUAGCCGGAGAUGCUCACGAGUCGAACCGUGAACGUGUUGGAAUUAAUUACCAGUAUGCCCUUCUGUAUCUCAUGUGUCGUUUGUUCUCUCUUUUCUUCCCAUCCAUCUAUCCAUUCCAUAUAUAUAUGACAGCGUAUGUGAAUAGAUUCUGUCUUCAUUAUCCUUA